Molecule: messenger RNA, 1005 nt
Organism: Monascus purpureus
Lineage: Eukaryota; Fungi; Ascomycota; Eurotiomycetes; Eurotiales; Aspergillaceae
Source: the annotation of a GenBank genome assembly
AUGGCCGUAGCGCGUCUGUAUCAAAGUCCGCAACUGGACACUCUUCAACCGCGCGCUCUAUAUGCAACGACGAACCCGGCACAGGGCCAGGGGAUCAUAGUUUCCGGGCUGCACAGACCCCUUGUCGCUAGAGCAAGUUUCCUCAGGGGUGGAGCAGCUGGCCAUGCUGCACGGCGCAACGUGGGAGAUUACCAACGGCCAGAACCCGUGGCUUUCGGACGCAAGCGUGUUGCGCGACAUGAUGCAGGCUCUGCUGAAGGAAGACUAUUGGAAUGCGUAUUUGCGAGCGGAGAUGCGUUGCCUGAAAUACCCACAGCAUACCGUGACUGUGAGCACAUUGUGAAGGCAUUCCAGACUCCGUGGACGACGCCUGGCCCUCAGUGCGCAGUGCAUGGUGAUCCACAUAGCAGCAACACCUUCAUGACACCACAGAGACAGAUUGGAGUCUUAGACCACCAGAACGUGCAUAUCAGUUCGCCAUUGCAUGACCUCUCGUGUGUUUCAUUGCUGGAGCCCUGGAACUAGAGGGUCGUUGUCCUUAUGAGCAUGAUCUUCUUCACACUUAUCUGAGGACACUGAAGAAAGCUGGAGGCCCGUCGCUAAGCAUUGAUGAGAUCUGGGACAAUUAUCGUCGGCAUCAACUGCAUGGGUUUCUAUGGGCGCUGACCCCGUUCAAGAUGCAAGGAGAGGGUGCAGGCCAUGGGAAGACGCCAUGCCGCAACAUGCCUGGAUCAUUCGAUAUUGGAGUUACUGGAGAAUGGAUAGUAAUUGGUAUUACAGAAUGCACCCGGUGAGGUACCAUUUGCAAUCUUGUUUGGCUGAUUGACUCACCGAUUCCUAAAGCUUGUCCUCAAGCGUCAUCGAAGCAAUCGCAAGGAACUCCCGUUGCAAAUGGGCUCCAGAUAACUUCUCGGUAGCAUUGAUAUCAACCGGUCGGCGAAGCCACGUACAUCAUAAUUCGCGAAGUUGUUCUGGGAUCUGUACUGAAGCGAAUAUGAAGCUUCC